AUGGAGAACAAGACAGGCCAAGUUCCUGCUUUCAUGGGGUUUAUUUUCCCGGGGGAGACAGACAAUAUUGAAGUAAACCAAUACAAGUAUAAUGCAUGCUUAGAUCAUUCUCAGCCUCCCUGUGGCCUUGUCAUCACCCAAGAAUCUGAAGUUUACAAGAUGCGUCAGGAGAAACAGGAGUUGAAUGAGCCUCCAAAACAGUCCAUGUCAUUCCUGGUUUUGCAGGAAAUCCUGGAGUCUGAGGAAAAAGGGGAUCCCAGCAAGCCCUCAGGAUUCAGAUGUGUUAAAGCUCCUGUCACCAAAGUGGCUGCAUCAAUUGGAAAUGCUCAGAAGUUGCCCAUGUGUGACAAAUGUGGCACGGGCAUUGUCGGUGUGUUCGUGAAGCUGCGGGACCGUCACCGCCACACUGAAUGUUACGUGUGCACUGACUGUGGCACCAAUCUGAAACAGAAGGGCCAUUUCUUUGUGGAGGAUAAAAUCUACUGUGGAAAACAUGCCCGGGAGCGAGUCACACCACCUGAGGGCUAUGAUGUGGUCACUGUGUUCCCCAUGUGAUUCAGCAGAUCUGGACUGACCUCUGUUCUUUAACCAAGUUGUCUUCCAAAUGGUCUAGUUCUCUCCUCUCUUGAGAGUUCUGUGCUUCCCUUGGUUGUGCUCUGCUCAUUAAACACCAAGUCCCCCACUUUUGGCAACUGACUCACACUGGCUGUGUGACGGCUGCUUUUUACGAUUCAAGGAAAAUAGUUUUCGUUCUAUGUCACCUUGCUAGUAUCACUGUGUAUUUCCUCACCUCAAUUCUUCUCUGCUGCAAAUGGACUUCAGGCAGUUUUGAACCAAACCAAAUUUAGUGAGU
Molecule: messenger RNA, 853 nt
Organism: Cynocephalus volans (Philippine flying lemur)
Lineage: Eukaryota; Metazoa; Chordata; Mammalia; Dermoptera; Cynocephalidae
Product: PDZ and LIM domain protein 1-like
Exons: 4
Coding region: 1-555 (184 amino acids)
Biological process (GO): muscle structure development; actin cytoskeleton organization; heart development
Cellular component (GO): filamentous actin; adherens junction; Z disc
Molecular function (GO): actin binding; muscle alpha-actinin binding
Source: RefSeq, a predicted model, not a curated record